Trematosphaeria pertusa is the source of this 2317-nucleotide messenger RNA. RefSeq names its product MFS general substrate transporter. The record is from RefSeq and is a predicted model, not a curated record. The transcript has a single exon. Lineage: Eukaryota; Fungi; Ascomycota; Dothideomycetes; Pleosporales; Trematosphaeriaceae. Gene Ontology annotation, biological process: transmembrane transport. Gene Ontology annotation, molecular function: transmembrane transporter activity. Bases 233 to 1963 code for a protein of 576 amino acids.
CAUCUGCAAUCACACUGCAAGGUCCAAUUCCCCUACAAGCAUCAUGCUCCGGCCGUCUCUCGCGCCACUGCGGCGAGGGCGGUCCGCGCCUGCAACCAUUUAGACCCCCAGUAGUCACCACCACCCCAGUGUCUCUGUGUGCGUUUGCGAUACAGUGCUUCUACAUUACCUCGUCUCUCGCUCUUCAGCUUCUCUCCGUUCACUUUCCGCUUCACUGCCCUCCCCAGCGACUAUGACGCCCGCCGACACGAACCUCGAGGCCAAAUCCGGCACCGAUGUCGCCCACUCUGAACGCUCAGUGUCUUCACCGGCCCAAGACGAGCUCCCCGAUGCCGACGCCCAGGCCGGUGUCCAAGACAUCGAAGCCACGACGGUAGCAUGGACGAAGACGGUGCUCACGAUCGCCUAUGUGAUGCUCUGGAUCAUCUACUUUGUCGAGACGAUGCUCAACGGCGUGACGGGCGCGCUGACGCCCUAUGUUACGUCGGCGUUCGCGCUGCAUUCUCUUACGCCGACCGUCAGUAUCCUGAGCAGCGUCAUCGGGGGCGUCACCAACCUCACGCUCGCCAAGAUCCUCGACGUCUUCGGCCGCCCUCAGGGCUAUCUGUUCUGCGUCUGCCUCGCUGUCGUCGGCCUGAUCAUGAUGGCUGCGUGCAACGGCGUCGAGGCCUACGCCGCCGCCAUGGUCUUCCACACGGUCGGCAACAACGGCAUCCAGUACACAAUAUCCGUCUUCGUGGCCGACACCUCGUCACUGCGCAACCGAGGCCUGAUGCAGGCCAUCGUCAACUCGGCCAGUCUAAUCACCUGUUGGCUGGCCGGACCUGUCUCCGAAGGCUUCCUGAACGGGCCUGGAUGGCGCUGGUGCUUUGGCAUGUUCACCAUACUCGUUCCCGUCGUGACCCUUCCGCUAUUCGGCCUUCUGAUGAACAACUACAUGAAGGCCAGACGACUGGGGCUUGUCCCGAAGCGCGACAGCAACCGCACUGCCCUGCAGUCUACGCUCUAUUACUGCCGCCAAUUUGAUGCCAUCGGUCUGCUUCUUGUCUCUGCCGGCGUGGCCCUGUUUCUUUUGCCCUUCAAUCUCUACACCAUGCAAGCGAGAGGCUGGAACUCGCCGCUUGUCAUCAGCAUGCUGGUGGUUGGCAUUGUCCUGAUGAUCUCCUUCGUGGUAUGGGAGAAGUUCUUCGCGCCCAUCACCUUCAUCCCAUACUCCCUCCUCCUGGACCGAACAGUCUUCGGCGCGUGUCUCCUUUCCGCGGCGCUCUUCCUCAGUUUUACGUUGUGGAACAGCUAUUUCGGCUCGUUCCUGCAGGUGUCCAAGGGCCUCAGCGUGGAACAUGCGAGCUACGUCAGCCAGUCGUACACGGUGAUUGGAGUCUUGUGUGCCGUGUCCGUGGGGUACCUCAUCCACCGCACGGGGAAGUUCAAGCCUGCCGCUCUCUACGUUGGCAUUCCGUUGAGCAUCCUCGGUGUGGGCCUUAUGAUCCACUUCCGCCACGCCGACAGGAACAUUGGCUACAUCGUCAUGUGCCACAUUUUCAUCGCCAUUGCGUCUGGCAUCGUUAUCAUCUGCGAUGAGAUUGCCAUCCUGGCUGCUGCCUCGCAUGAAUACGUCGCUGUCUGCAUUGCUGUUCUGGGCAUAUUCAGCAACAUUGGCGGCGCUAUUGGCUAUACGGUUGCGGCCGCCAUCUGGCAGGAUGUCAUCCCCAAGAAACUCAUGGCAUACCUGCCCGCUGAAGAUCUUCCGAAUCUUCUCCUGAUCUACGCCGAUCUCACGACUCAGUUGUCGUAUCCGAUGGGCUCCCCCACUCGUCUUGCUAUCCAGCGUGCCUACGGAGACGCGAUGUUGAGGCUGUUGGCUGCUGCUACUGCCGCCUGGGUUCUCGGCGCUGUUGGGGUCCUCAUGUGGCGGAACAUUAAUGUCAUUGGCAUCAAGCAGACCAAGGGCCAUGUGUGGUAAACGCUGGGUGGCCUUUAGACAGUCAAAGUUUGGGUCCGAUCGCCCUCGGAGAGUCCAACGCAGCCUUUGGUGCAUAAUUACUAUUGUAGUCGCAAUUAUAAUCAGUCUCGCCAAUGAUUUGUCCCCCAAGACAGGCCACCACGUCUAUUUACUUGUAACGGGCCAGGCCGUAUUAGAUCUCUUGGAGAUCUUCCUUCGCUUUCUCCCUUUCUCCUUUAUUUUCCCUGUUUCGACAUCGCUUUCUCCUUUUAUCCUUCACUCCCUUUCGCCUUCGCGUUAUCCCCUUCUCCUUCACUUUCCCCCCUUCAGCGUUUCUUUCUCUCUUCUGUCUCACUUUCUCCCUCCUGCCUCGCU